GGAGGUGGGUGGCUGAGAGGGGAGUUGGAGGUAGGUUGCUGAGAGGGGGGUUGCAAGUGGGUGGCUGCGACGUGGGGUGCGGCGGUGGGGGGUGGCGACUGGCAGGGUGCUGGUGGUGCUGGUGGUGGCCACGGACUGCGCGUGCGGCUGGGAGGAAUCCCCCCUCGUUCCUCCUCCGGUCGUCGCCGCGGCGAGGAGGACCCCGCGGAAGACAUGGGCACCGUGCUCUCGCUGUCGCCCUCGGGUCGGAAAGGUCGCUUCUUCGACGACGGCCAUGGCUCGGUUGCACACUACACCGCGGUGCAGAACAGCAAGAACUCCAAGGACGGCAAGGGUCUCAAACGCCACUCCAUCCUCAUCUCGGCGCUCACCUGGAAGCGCCUGGUGGCCGCCUCGACGAGGAAGAAGAGCGCCACCAAGGUGAACCCCAACCAGGAGAGCUCGACUCAGAAGCACGGCGAGAAUCUCCCCAAGUCGUACUCGUGCGCCAACCUCAGCGCGUACUGCCAGCCGCCCCAGCCGGCGCUCAGCUGUACCAAAAAACAGCCGCAGCAGCAGCAGCCUCAGCAUCAGCAGCAGCAACAACAGCAGCAGCAGCAGCAAGUGCUGUCGGGAGGAAGAAAGGGCCAACAAGCGCUGGUGCAGCAGAGCCGCAGCCCGCCUCGCCGCGUCGUCGUUCAGGCCUCCACCUCGGAGCUGCUCAAAUGCCUGGGCGAGUUCCUGUGCCGUCGCUGCUCCCGCCUGCGCCACCUGUCCCCGUCGGAGCCGGGCCUGUGGCUGCGCGCCGUCGACCGGUCCCUGCUGCUGCAAGGCUGGCAGGACCAGGCGUUCGUGACGCCCGCCAACGUGGUCUUCGUCUACCUGCUGUGCCGCGAGGCGGUGAGCGCGCACACGGGCAGCGAGCACGAGCUGCGAGCGGCGCUGCUCACCUGCCUCUACCUGUCCUACUCCUACAUGGGCAACGAGAUCUCGUACCCACUCAAGCCGUUCCUCGUGGAGAGCAGCCGGGACGCCUUCUGGGAGCGAUGCCUGCGCAUAAUUCAGCUCAUGAGCGCCAAGAUGCUGCGCCUGAACGCCGACCCGCACUAUUUCACGCAGGUGUUCUCCGAGCUGAAGGAAGAGGGCGCGCGGGAGGGCAUGCCCCACUGGAGCUUCCACCUGGACCGAUAGCCGCGAGGUCACGAGCUCAAGGCCACGGCCCACAUCACCUAUCGCACGCAAAGUAUGCGUAGCCCGAGGACCGCUCCAGACGGAGAGAGGAAAGAGACUUCCCUCGUUCAAGGCCAGAUCUUGGGCCACUGUUCGCUCGGCCGUCCGCUGACGACGACGACGACGACGCCUCCCAGACACACGCUGCUGAUGCUACCGCUGCCGCCACUAUAGUGGGGUCUGAUGCUGGAGUUUCAGUUAGCUGGCCCCUGAUGAGCUUGCAGAAGUCUUUAGGAAAACAAUAUAUCAGUGAGUUUAAGGUGCAUGUUUCAGACCGCAUGCGUUUUCCACGGGAUUGGAACUCUAACUUCGUCUAUUUUUUUGCAUUCAUAAUUUUUAAUCCGUUUGAAGCUUGUGUUCUUCAGCUGUCCUCUGAUGGCUUCGAGGCAGUAUGUGUGUCAAAAGCAGUUUGAUUAAAAAGGUUCAGAACGUGUGACGAGGCAGACAGCUUGGAUUACGAGAGGAUGAGGGAUGGUGAUUGCCCGGGCAGUCGAAACACAAGACGUUAAUUGCUCCUCAUUACGCUUCGAAAAUAUUGGCUGACUGGGACUGCAAACAUUGGGGCAAAAUGUUGCAACAGAACCAAUUUGCAUUUUUUUUUAUUUUACCGUGACUUCUCUUUAAUGUUUUGCUGUCGUGGAUGAUUGCUUUUGGUACUAUUCACAAUACACAAGUUAUACGUGCACAGCAUGCACCAAUGAGUGGCUUCAAUAUUAGAUUUUGGUUUUAACACGUGGGUGCAACAUGUGACACCCGGUCACGCAUCUUAUAGAGACUGCUUGCCUGGAGACUGAAUGCGGCAGGCACAUGAAGGUUGUAAAAGAGCGUUAAGUUAAAUAUAUUUGAAAUGCGAGGCAAGGUGGCGAAUGGCAUAAGAUGCAAAGAUGUUACCGAGAACUUUAUGUUGCAGUUAAAUGCACAGUAGUUGUUUUCUCUCACACACACACACUUAAAACACUUUGUAAAACAGACGGCACGGCUAUUAUUGACCAAUUUUGAUGGGUAAUAUUACUGGGGAAAUGCCUCACCGCCUCAGACCCAAUAAGAUCAUUUAAAAAAUUACUACAUACAGUUUGGUGUAGCAUGUGACAUUCUUCUUGUCAUUGCCAUUAUUUGCAAUCGAAUGCGCAAUUACUUGCUGUAACAAGAGUGCUCGAUUACAACAACAACAAAAAGUCAAUUCCUCCGAAAUAGUCCUACAGCUGGUGGCCACAGCCACAGGCCCUCGUCGCUCUAUUUUGUAGUUCUAUGUACGGCUGUACGCGAUCAGUGUCCGUCGUGGUGUGUGAUUGUGCACUCGUAAUUCUAUUGCUGGAAUGCAUUCGGCUACCUAUAUUAACUUAUUGUAUUUUUAUGACAGAUAUGUGUUCAACACACAGGUUAUUAAUAUUUUAUAUUUUAAAUGAAUCAAAGGUGGAUCAAUGUGCGCGCGGUUCAUUCUCGUUCUAAUUAUUAUUCGAAUGACGCAACUGGGAAUCUCCAAUGUAUACAACUAAGAUGUGCCAAUUAUCAAGGACAGUGGCGUGCGUGCGUGUGUGUAUAUAUACAUAUCUUAUUUGUUUUGUAUGUUAAUUGCACCUGGUAUUCUUGAAAACGUGACACCCAUUAGAUGUGAAUAUUUUUAUUGACUGUGCAAUUUAGUUUACGCUGUGGUAAGUGAUCCGUUGCAUUCAAUAAUAAUUUGCCAUUGCUGGUGUACGGACAUACUGAUGUUUAAUUCAAAUUUUAAAACUGGACACGACAGAAGCCAAUAAAACAGUACAAACCCA
Lethenteron reissneri (Far Eastern brook lamprey) is the source of this 2978-nucleotide messenger RNA. It is a transcript of the gene CDK5R1, whose product is annotated as cyclin dependent kinase 5 regulatory subunit 1. The record is from RefSeq and is a predicted model, not a curated record. Gene Ontology annotation, molecular function: cyclin-dependent protein serine/threonine kinase activator activity; protein kinase binding. Gene Ontology annotation, cellular component: growth cone; cytoplasm; protein kinase 5 complex. NCBI's taxonomy places the organism in Eukaryota, Metazoa, Chordata, Hyperoartia, Petromyzontiformes, Petromyzontidae. Gene Ontology annotation, biological process: axon guidance.